AUGUCCCUCACACCCUCCUACAACACAUCCUUUUUCAUCCCCCGCCCCACCUCUCCGGCUCUUUCUACCCAUUCUCAAGAGACAGCCAGCACUUUCGUCACCGAGAAUUACCCUCUCAGCACCGAUCUCUCUUCGGCGCUUGCUGGACAUGUCGACGGCCCUGACCGAGACACUCUGACGGUUGACUGGUCGGUGGCCAAUGCGGACUCCGAUUCGGGCUCGAUCGAGCCGCGAGAUCCGAAAGGAGGAUCCAGUGGCGGAGGAAAGGGCGGUGGUGGGAAGAGCGGUAGGAGCGGUAGGAAGGGAAGUCGAGAGAAGACCGACUUCGGCAAAGCGUUCAAGAAUCGGUUCAACACGAAAGCCGUCCAGGACAAGUUUCAGAGUCUGCGCGCUAAGGCGGGAGGCGCCGAUGCUCGUCGAAUCUUGCGGGAAUUGCGCGACCUCGUCGAGGAAUUGCUGCAGAACCAGACGGGGGAUGAAGGACACUACAAAGAGAUGGAAGACAGUCUGGGAGAUGCCAUUGCGCCUGAAGGAUCUCCUUUGGACGAGAACAAGGUGUCUGCCGCUGUCAAAGCCUACGAUGACACGGCCGCGGAUCUCUUGAUCUUGAAUCCGGUUCUGAUCGAUACUCCACGUCGAGAGUGUGAAUCUGAACUUGCAGUACGCUGGAUGCGGAGUAUUUCGAACAAAGGAAGGCAAAAAGUCCGUCUCCUUCUCCGUCUUGCAAGUCGGUCAGGUCUUAUACAUCCAGCGCAAUAUGUAUACCGCAGGGGGGGUGCCCCUUCCGACCUACCUACUACAUAUCAUCGAAACUCUCCAGCUUGUCCACCGAAGCAAGUCACCAGAGUCAUGUCGUCGGUUUCUACCACCACAAGCUUGUUCACGGCUCCCACGGCUACUCAAGCUACCGACGAUGCCCAGUCUUAUCCGCCGGCUACCGUUCAUACGAACUCUGCAGGAGCUCCGUUCAUUUCGGAUUCCGUACUACCAGAUGGGCACCAAGCUGUCCCCGAUCUAGGAAGCGAAGGAAGAAAAUUUGCAGAGCUCCAAACAGCGCCUUCGGUCGUGGGAACGAUUUUGAAUCCUGUCGUUUCGAUCAAUCAAAGUUCUGUAAACAUCGAACGUCGAUAUAAAGGAACAAUUCAUAUUCAAACUUUGUUGAUGAGCGAGACUAUCGGUGCGAUCUUGGCUGUAGGAGGCGUGAUCCUGCCUCGCAUCGCCGUCCGCGCCUUGCUGAGGCGAAAAGAUCAAGAACCUCAGUCAUCAAAGGAAGUUUAUGACGUGCUCUUGACCAAUCAGAUGUCAGGUCUGGGUAUAAGAGGUCAAGUCGUUCAUACCGAAAUGGCUCUCUCCAUCGCCCCUACCAAUUGCGUGCCAACAACCACGGACCUCUCGAGCAUGCCCUGCUCGAGCGGUCUCUCGGCGAUAUUCCCAAGUCCCACUGACACAAGUAGUGGGACAGCUGCCAGGACGCCAAGCUCGAUGGAUGCGUCGAUCAUUCUAGUUCUACGGUCGGACGGACAGAUCCCUAUCGUCAAUCCACCGAAUUUCCUCGAUAGUUGGUCGCAGUACUACUAUCCCGGCAUCUACAAAGCUCGACUCGCAUUGUUGGAAGGUCUCUUAUCGGAUAAAGACGGCUUCUUGAUGGCGAUCGAAGGGGCAUUGGAGGAGGCGAAAGAUGAGAGGAAGAUGAGUGCAGGUGGUGGCGGGAUCCCGAAUGCGGGAAUUAUUCGCAUGGACUUUCUCAAAGAGUUGGAGGAUGUCGUCUCGGAACUCCGAGAUCGCGAGCUUGACGAGCCUCAGGAAGAGACCGCUCUGAGAGUCUGCAAGGUGAUAGGCGAGGCCACGGAUGAACGUGUCAAUGAAUUGCGUCCAGACCCACCUUUUCCAGAGCCUUCACAUGCCAGCGGGUCUUCUCUGACCGCGCCUGUCGCUGGAAUGGUGUUGCCGGCGGUGGCAGCGGCGGCGUUGUUUGCCAGUAUAUGA
Messenger RNA from Filobasidium floriforme, 1986 nucleotides. RefSeq lists its product as uncharacterized. Bases 1 to 1986 code for a protein of 661 amino acids. The transcript has 5 exons. Lineage: Eukaryota; Fungi; Basidiomycota; Tremellomycetes; Filobasidiales; Filobasidiaceae. The record is from RefSeq and is a predicted model, not a curated record.